Prorocentrum cordatum is the source of this 2408-nucleotide messenger RNA. Lineage: Eukaryota; Dinophyceae; Prorocentrales; Prorocentraceae. The record is from the annotation of a GenBank genome assembly.
GAGCAGCCGAAGCCUUCCGCCGGAGCCGGCGCGCCUUCGCCUUGGCGCGGCGGGGCCGCUGGAGGCGGGGCCGCCCGAGGCAGGGUUGCCGGAGGGUCACUCUCGCGCGCAGCCUGCGGAGGCGGCGGCGCCAGAUCCGCGGGGGGCGGACAUCUGGAACUCGAGCGUGGCCUGGAGCACCGUGCGGAGCUACCACCCCGCCGGCGUCAUCUCCCACAUCGGCGGCGGGAGGGUGGCCUGGCAUAACGCCUCGUUCCUGAGCCUGAACGCGAUCUACGUGCUGGCCGCCGUCGCCUACCCUGCCUUCCUGCUGCUCGCCCUCCUGGUGGCGAGCGUGCUGCUCGGCCUCUGCCUGAAGGGCCCCGAGGGUGCGGAGGAGCCCCCCGCCAGGUCCUCGUGGGAGGACCCUCUCUGCAGGCCGCCUACGGCCGACGCGGAGGCCUUCACAGGCCUCUCGCUGGGAGCCUACGCCUGCUGGGCCGCGCUCUGCGGCGCGAUCCCCGCGCUGCUCGUCUUCGGCACCCCCGUGCUCCUGGUGGCCAUGUCCUACCAGCACCCGCAGGAGGUCUUCGCCGUGCUCGCCAUCCUCUCCUCCUGCUUCAUCUUCCACGGCGGCCUCCACAUGCUGGUCUUCGCCGGCGCCGGCGUGGCGCGCAUGCGGCGCGCCCUGGCGUCGCCGGGCGCCGACUGGGAGGGCGGGGACGCGGCCACGCACUGGGUGCUGCUGCCGCAGUACCGCGAGGACGUCGAGGUCGUGUCCGCCGCCCUCGCGUCCGUCGCGCGCAGCCGCGUCGCGCGCCAGAGGAUCUGCGUGCUGCUGGCGAUGGAGGGCUCCGAGCCAGAGGCCCGCUGGAAGGCGGAGGAGCUCCAGCGCCGCUUCGCCGGCCAGUUCCUGGAGCUGCGCGCCACGUUCCACCCGGCGGGCCUGCCGAACCACCCGCCUGGCAAGGCGAGCAACGUCUCGUGGGCGUUCGAGGUCCUGCGCCUGGGCCUCGCGGCGGCCCCUGGCGCGGCGCGCGAGGAAGCCACCGGCGGCGAGGCGUGGGCGGGAGGCACGGACCUGGACGGCACGAUAGUCACCGUCUGCGACGCCGACUCCGAGUUCCACCCGCGCUACUUCGAGGCCGUCUCUGCGAUGUUCGCCGGCGCCGGCGAGGCCGACCGCCACAGCCGCAUUUGGCAGGCCCCGAUGCUCCACCUGAAGAACUACCAUAGCGUGCCCGGGCUCGUGGCAGUGGGCGCCCUGUUCACGAGCAUGGCGGAGCUCGCCUCGCUCUCAGACCCCAACGCGGUCAGGCUCCCCUACUCCACCUACUCCUUGUCUCUCACCCUCGCCCGCCGCGUGGGCGGCUGGGACCCGGAGUGGAUCGCCGAGGACUACCACAUGGGCCUCAAGUGCCUCCUGCUCUCCCGGGCUGCCAUCUCGGUGGAGCCCGUGCUCCUCCCGACGGUGAGCUACAUGGUGGAAGAGGAGACCUGGCUGGGCACAUUGUGGGCGCGCUGGGUCCAGGCCCAGCGGCACGCCCUGGGGUUUUCGGACGUCACGUACUUCUUCCGCACCCUGCCCCUGGUCCUGAGUCACGCGGCGUCCCAGGAGCCCGGGCACGAGAGCAUGAGCAGGUUCUGGGCGCUUGUCUCGCAGGGGCUCGGGGUGCUCAUCAAGCUGACCAACAUCCACGCCCUCGUCGGGGUGCUGUCCACGUACGGCGCCAUCCAGUCGGCGAUGCGCACCGUGAUGCGCCUCGCCUUCGAGGAGGACCGGCACCUGGUGUUCCUCUUCGACAGCGCGUCCUUCUGCACCGUGCUGCUGGCGAUCGCGGGGCUCCUCUUCACCGCCGCGCUCUCCGCGCUCUUCGUGUGCCUCUACGCCCUCGUGCGGGACCGGCUCGAGGGCGCGACCGCGCGGCACCCGCUGUGGCACUUCUGCCGCGUGGCCGCCCUCGUGUUCGCCUGCGGCCCCGUCUACUUCCUGGCCCUCGCCCUUUGCACCUGGCGCGCGGCGGCGCUGGUGCUGCUCCGACAGCCUCUCGAGUACCAGGUGGCGCCGAAGCCGCCGCCCCUCGCAGCCGCCGCAGCGCCCGAGCGGGCUGCCGGGCCCGAGCGCUGCGGCCGCCGCGGGCGCGGCGGCGGCGCCGCGGCGGGCUGCGCCGCGGCCGCGGCAGGCGCACGCGGCGCGGCGGCCGCCGCCGCGGCAGGGCUGCGCCGCGGCCGCUGCGGCGGCGCCUUGCCGCGGCCGCCGCGCCGCGGCCGCCGGGCCCGUCUGCGGCGGGCGCGCGCGGCGGGCGCUGCGUUCGCGCGCCGCCGCCGCCGCGGCCGCGGCGCCCGGUCUGUUCCGCCAAAGGUCGGGGGGCAAGGUUCGGGACCGCUGGGGCCGCGCCUUGAGCAAGUCCUGCCGCCUGCUGUCUGGG